Messenger RNA from Talaromyces stipitatus ATCC 10500, 1164 nucleotides. RefSeq lists its product as uncharacterized. Bases 1 to 1164 code for a protein of 387 amino acids. The transcript has 2 exons. The record is from RefSeq and is a predicted model, not a curated record. NCBI's taxonomy places the organism in Eukaryota, Fungi, Ascomycota, Eurotiomycetes, Eurotiales, Trichocomaceae.
AUGUUGACCGCACCCUCCUCCGGCAACUCAUCACAUGAAUCCAUCACCGCCACAAUCAUGUCGAUCGAUAGACCCGUUAUCUUCGGCGGCGUGCCAGAUGUGCUGUUCUUGAUCUUGAGCAUGGGCGAUGCUUCAACCAUCCCCACGCUAUGUCGCUUGAACAAGGCUACCUACGAAACCAUCAAAUCCCACGAGACGUUCCUCUGCACCUCGUUCUUGCGACUCCACGAUUUCAAUCCACCGCUAGACAGAAUCCUGACGAUGGAUCCCAUCACGGGCCAACGAAACCCGCUCAAUUUCGUGAACUUGCAGAAAUUCGUGUUUCGGCGACAGACGGCCCUCAAGUUGGCGUCACGGGUUGCUCGUUCGGGGUUUGGUGCUUGGUGGGCGAUUAAAGGUGCUGGGGAAAUGGAUGCAGAGGCAGAAAUGUUUCGACAACGUGUCGAAAGGGGACUGUACGUCAUGUUUCACAUGUCGGAUAUUGCUCGCGACGUCGAGCGGGUUAAACUGCGCCCACAUAGAGCUGCAGGUAACACUUAUCGGAUUAUGUUGUUGAGUUGGCUGCCGUGUAUGCGCUGCGAGAAGUCCGGGAUAAACCGUAACUGGUGGUUCCCUCGACACAUUUCUCACAUCUACGUGGUCUUACUUCGAAAAUCGCAGCAACGCGAGAUCGGAAAACUGAGAUGGCGGUUCCGGCAAAUGCUUGAUCUGGAACGCCGGGUCGAUUUUCAUAUUGCUCUACAAAUGCUGCGGCAGUUUCUGGAAACUAUCAUCUUCGCGCACUGUCCGGACGAUGACGCGAGUAUCAGUAGUCUGAGCGGCGAGGACGUCGACGUCACGAACUGGUUUCUCCUCCGACAAGGCGCGCAUUCACUUGCCCGGAUAUUCCUUGAGCUUCCCGAUCGAGACUGUUGUAGUAUAGAAGAUCGGGCCCGGAAACAGAAGGACGGCGUGCUACCAGUAUGCGACUAUUCGGAAGCCUUGAAAGAAUACUGGGAUGCGCGCAACGGUGACUCAACGGUUGACUGUAAAAAGUGCGAGGCAUGGUUGCGAAGUUCAAGUACGCAAAGUAUCCUCAACGACUUUUUUGGACUCCAUGCACUUGACCUUGGCAAGGAAUGGGUUCGCCAAAUGCGCGGAGAAGGCGAACUAUUUGAUGCAUAA